ACUUCCAAAUGAAUUCCUGACUAGCGGUGUCCUUAACUUUUCGGUGAAAGAGGCGCAGGGUGGCCCUAUUCAAUAUAACAGUUUAUUCCUAAAUGCUUCACUAUUCUCCACCUCAGCCUCCUUCCAAUUUGUUGGUCGUCGCUCGCCACAAACAAACGCCCCAGCAGUGGGAACACUGCCACGACUUUCCUGAGGUAAGGCAGGGAAUGCUCCACUCCUGGAGAAUAGCAUCCUAGUAAGCUGAUGGAACAGUAGAGGCCGCACGUUUGUUUCUAGUCGAGCCGUUUUCGACCGCCUCCCUUCAGCAAAUGAGAAAGCCGCCCAAUGAGGAAGGAGGGGGGAGCUAGUCAUAGCAGCACCUAAAACGCGAAAGUAGCGUUGUGUCGCCUUGCAGGCGCCGGUUGCCAGGGUUGCGGCGGAAGUGCCCCCAGCGGUGGGCGUGUGGGCCGCCAACACUCUCUGUCUCGCGCUCGAAGAAGCGGCGCCCCUCCCACCUCCACCAUGGCUUCGGCCGGGGCGGGCAUGAGCGAGCGCGAGCAGAAAGGCUGCCAGGAGUUGCUGGAGUUGCUGCACACUGAUGACCUGAUCGCCUUAACGGACACAGUGACCAACCGCCUAGUGCAGCCGAGCAAUCGCCAAGAAGCCAUACGUGCUAUCUUACUGUACAGUCAAAGUACAGAAGAACUGCUGAAGAGAAAAAAGGUAUUUAGAGAUACAAUCUUCAAGUACUUGGCAUCAAAAGGCAUUAUAGUGCCGCCUUCUUCUGAGAAGUAUCAACUUAUUAAUCAUGCAAAACACUACUGGUGUGAGCAUUUGCAGGAUCGUGGCACAGGGAUAAAAUGGGAAAAGCCUAAUAUAAAGAUACCUGAUGAGGAAGGGAAACAAGGUGGAGGAAAACAAGGAGGAGACAAACAAGAAGACAGCAAAGAGUGUCACAGCUUGGGAGAAGAAUUUUGUCAGUGGUUCUUUGCUAUUCUGAAUUCACAAAAUCCAUUGUAUGCAGAAUCUCCUGAAGAAUGGGGGCCACAGCACUUCUGGGAUGAUGUAGUACUAAAGUUCUGUUACAACACCUCAGAACAAAAUGUCGAGGAAUAUUCAGGUGCAGAAUUGGUGAGCCUUCGUUUACUCUCAUUGGUGAAAGAAGAAUACCUCUACCUCAACCCGAAUUUGAAUUCUGGUGGCUUGAAGUGUGUCUUUACACGGCAUGGGUUAGUUGUGGUGGCAGUAGCUGGCACAGUUCAUAGAAAUACUUGUUGCUUGGGCAUCUUUGAGCAAAUCUUUGGUCUCAUCCGCUGUCCAUUUAGGGAGAACACAUGGAAAAUUAAGUCUGUGCAUCUAAAAAUUGUUGGUCAGAAUGCCUUGGAACCUGGGACCCCUGUAGAACAACCUUGCAUAAAAUAUGACCAAGAAGAACUCCAGGAGCUUGCCUUGGUUCCUCACAGAUCCUGAGGAGGAUGAAGGAGGAAUGUUUGUUGGCCAAGGAAAAUACAGUACACGAUAACACUUGAGCAUUCGAAUGAGUUGUUUGCUUCUGUUUCUUGAGUCAGACUUUUUGACUGGAGGAAGCCAAAAUAUUAUCUUUAAUUUGCUGUUGUUGGGUAGACUUUAGCAUCCUGGAGGGUACAAAUGGCACAUUAUUUGCCACCCCAGAAGUAAAAAGAGAAUAGAUGAAAAAUGAGGAAACACUUGUCAUUUUUUUUACUUCUAUAAGUCUUCUCAUGUCUUUCUGCUGUUUCCUUGAACUGAAAUAGCAUUAUGGAACUAAAUGAAUCAAAGCAUUCACAAGUAAAACAAAGGACAUAAAAUUAGGACAGGUCCUUCCCUGCCUAAAGUUGCCUCUUCUCCUCAUGGGAGAUGGGCUGAGGGAAGAUGGAGUGAUAGAAAUGUGAGGCUGCUGCUGACGGAAUAUGUCUAUCUUCCUAGUUGAUGCAAGAGAUCUAUAAAGAAUACUGCGUGAGAAUCUCUGAAGAGUAGAUCUUCCACUGUCAGUGUCAAAGCUUUAUAUCUGUUGUUGGUCUUUACUUUGCACUUGUUUAUAGUUUUCUUUAUGCUAAAAUUAAAAUUGUUCAUCUUGAUAAAGAAAAUAUUUACCUGGUAUAUUUAAGGGUUUAAUGAAAAAUCCUUUAUUUUAAAUUUCCUGAAUCUCAGGGAUGUACAUGUUUAAUUGUAUAUAAUGGACAAUGCUAUAUUGUUAUGAGAUUAUUAAACUGGCAUACUUCUGAAGAGAGCUUUAUACAAAAUUUCUCUGCAGGGAAUUUCAUUAUUCUCUUUCCCCAGUUUGUAACUGCAGUUAGAAGGAUUUCACUGAUAGCAGGUUAGUUCUCAUGUGAAUUGUUUUGAAACUGUGGCUUUCCACUUUCACGGAUUGUUUUUUGUGUAUGUUUUCAUGUAUAACCAUUUUUUUUGUUGUAUGGCUAUUUAUAUAACAAUGUGAUUGUUCUUUAUGAAGGAGUGCAGUUCAGUUGUGAAAAUGGGUAAACAUUAAUCUGAUUUGGGACAGCUGUUUCAGAACAAUGUUUAAAAGUUAACCCAACCAAUGUUUAAACCUACACAAAUGACAGACUUCACACUAACAUUGUGGAGCAGUAUCUGGAAUACUGUGGAGCAAGCAGUUUUAGGAUUAUAUUCUGACUUUUAUAAUUAAUAAUAUAUUGUUAAGCUUACAGCAUCAUUAUGACUGUUGUAAAUAAAUGGCAGCAUUUGAAAGUA
Molecule: messenger RNA, 2709 nt
Organism: Heteronotia binoei (common prickly gecko)
Lineage: Eukaryota; Metazoa; Chordata; Lepidosauria; Squamata; Gekkonidae
Gene: C3H3orf38
Product: chromosome 3 C3orf38 homolog
Exons: 3
Coding region: 502-1449 (315 amino acids)
Source: RefSeq, a predicted model, not a curated record